Molecule: messenger RNA, 1032 nt
Organism: Cutaneotrichosporon oleaginosum
Lineage: Eukaryota; Fungi; Basidiomycota; Tremellomycetes; Trichosporonales; Trichosporonaceae
Biological process (GO): Golgi organization; protein secretion
Cellular component (GO): Golgi apparatus
Source: RefSeq, a predicted model, not a curated record
CACUGCUGCUCUUCUUCAUCGCCUCGUCACCCGUCAUGUGCAUUGUGUUCUACACCCAGUCGCAACCAGGCUAUAAGCUAAUCCUCGCUGCCAAUCGCGAUGAAUUCCUCGACCGGCCUGCCUCUGAAGCCGGAUGGCAUAACUUCGACGACGAGUCGCGGGAUGACAACUGGGUACUUUGCGGCCGCGACCUCGGUAGCCCCGACAAAGGAACAUGGCUCGGCAUUACGUCGGAUCUGCGCAUCGGCAUCCUCACCAACAUCAGAUACCCCAUCCGCGAGCCUCCCCCCAAUGCGCCUUCUCGUGGCCACCUGCUGAAGGAGUUCCUCGCAUCCCCGCCGGAACAGGCACCGUCGGUCAACGACUUUCUCUCAAACAUCGACCCGGCGCGCUACGUUGGUUUCAACCUCCUCCUCUUCAACCUGAAGCGGCGGAACGGCGCGUGGCUAGAACCGGAAGCGGGCUAUCUGAGCAACCGGUCAAGUCCACCGCUUCUCCACCCCAAUGACUGCGGGUGCAAAGGCAUGUCCAACUCGCCAUUGACAGAGCCGUAUCCCAAGGUUCAAAGCGGCGAGGAGCGCAUGGCAGAGUCACUCACCGAAUGGGCGCGGAAUGAUGAGGAGGAAGACCAGCUCGUUGAACGUAUGAUGGACCUGCUAUCGCAAGUUACCAGGAUCAUGCGGUCCGCUGACUCCAGUCCCGCACCCCCAGUCCACAGCCCGGUCGACAUGACCUACGCUACACAGGUCGCCCCAAUCCGGAUUGGAGCAAAAGGCCUGGGUCCCGCUGAUAGUGCAGGCGAGGACCAGGAGUCACGCUGGUAUGCGACUCGCGUCGCAACCGUCAUCCUCGUCCGUGAGGAUGGCAGGAUUACAUUUGUGGAACGAGACCGCACCAAGCUGAACAACGGCGACGUUGUUUCUGCAAAUGGUGAACGCAGGGAGAUUUUCACGGUGUGACUGAUCGAACUAGCUGUCAUGUAACAAUGCAUCCCCCACUAUCGACCCAAAGAGGAACUAGAUGAGGCCAAUC